Molecule: messenger RNA, 1563 nt
Organism: Diplodia corticola
Lineage: Eukaryota; Fungi; Ascomycota; Dothideomycetes; Botryosphaeriales; Botryosphaeriaceae
Product: neutral amino acid
Exons: 3
Coding region: 1-1563 (520 amino acids)
Biological process (GO): amino acid transmembrane transport
Cellular component (GO): vacuolar membrane
Molecular function (GO): amino acid transmembrane transporter activity
Source: RefSeq, a predicted model, not a curated record
AUGGCGCUAGGUUUCGGCAGCAAGAAGACUGUCGACGACGGCACCGUCGACCGCAAACCCUCUCCUUCCGACGACAAACAUGUCCUGGACACCUCCGGUAAGUAUGGCGCCGGCUACGACCAGGAAGCCGCCCGCGCGCACGGCGACCGCCCCAUGCGCCGCAUCAGCGAGCCCAUCAUCAAGCCCGUCGUCGUCGGCGGCUCCGACUCGGAUAGCACCGUGAGCGUGGGCAAGCAGAUCGCCCUGGAGGAAUCCAACGCGAUCCAGUAUCGCACAUGCAGCUGGCCCAAGACGGCAGCCCUGCUCUUCUCCGAGUACAUUUGCCUGGCAAUCAUGUCCUUCCCCUGGUCCUAUUCGAUUCUGGGACUUGUGCCUGGCCUGAUCUUGACCGUUGUGAUAGCCGGUCUGGUCCUGUACACGUCAUUGAUCACUUGGGAGUUUUGCCUGCGCCAUCCCGAGGUCAAGGACGUGUGCGACAUUGGUCAGAUGCUGUUCUUCAACUCGAAAUGGGCGUGGUGGUUCACGGCCGUCAUGUUCCUCCUGAACAACACCUUUAUCCAAGGUCUCCAUUGUCUCGUUGGCGCGAAAUAUCUGAACACAAUGACUAACCACGGCAUGUGCACCAUUGGCUUCUCCGCUAUUGUCGCCGUCAUUUCUUGGUUUUGCUCGCUUCCGAGAACCUUUUCGACCCUGGCCAAACUGGCCACGGCUUCUGCGUUCUUUACCUUCAUCUCCGUGUUGUUGGCAACGAUAUUCUCUGCCAUUGAACCUCACCCAGCUGGCUAUCCGAGCCUGGGUGAGCCUGUCAUUCUGGCAGUUCCAGCCGCAGGAACCACGUUUGUUGCUGGCAUGAACGCGUUCAUGAACAUCAGCUACACUUUCAUCGGUCAAAUUACGCUUCCGUCGUUCAUUGCGGAGAUGAAGAACCCCAGGGAUUUCCCCAAAGCCCUCUGGACUGUCACAAUUGCCGAAGUGAUCGUAUUCAGCUUGGUUGGCUCAAUCGUCUACGCCUACACCGGCACCAAUUACGUCACAGCUCCAGCAUUCGGGUCCAUCAGCGAUGAGGUCUACAAGAAGGUCAGCUUCAGCUUCAUGAUUCCGACAAUCAUCUUCCUGGGUGUUCUGUAUGCCUCGGUCUCGGCCCGUUUUGUCUUCUUCCGCCUGUUCUCGGGUUCGCGCCACAUGAGCGACCACACGAUCGUCGGCUGGGCGGCCUGGGGUGGCAUCCUCGCGGCCCUCUGGGUCUUUGCCUUCAUUAUCGCUGAAGUCAUUCCAUUCUUCUCGGAUCUGCUCAGCUUGAUGAGUUCGCUCUUUGAUUCGUUCUUCGGUUUCAUCUUCUGGGGCGUCGCCUACAUCCGCAUGCGCAGGGCGGACUAUGGGCCGAACUUCUACAAAACGCGCGGCUGGAAAGGCCCCGUUGGCUUCGUAUUCAACAUCAUCCUCUGCAUGAUCGGUCUGCUCUUCCUGAGCGGCGGAACCUACGCAGUCGUCAAGAGUAUCAUCGAAGGAUACGAGGCGGACAGCUUCGGCGGCGCGUUCUCGUGCGCGUCGAAUGCUUUGUAG